This is a messenger RNA of Mauremys mutica (yellowpond turtle), 5748 nucleotides long. It is a transcript of the gene SEMA4A, whose product is annotated as semaphorin 4A. The transcript has 15 exons. Bases 473 to 2791 code for a protein of 772 amino acids. Gene Ontology annotation, molecular function: chemorepellent activity; semaphorin receptor binding. Lineage: Eukaryota; Metazoa; Chordata; Testudines; Geoemydidae. The record is from RefSeq and is a predicted model, not a curated record. Gene Ontology annotation, biological process: neural crest cell migration; positive regulation of cell migration; negative regulation of axon extension involved in axon guidance.
GUCAGGAGGCUGGACUUUCUGGUUCCCUGACUCACUGUGAAUGACACUGAUCGAGCCGUGCCCUUCCCCUCCCCAGCCCAGGCAGCUGCCAGUGUGAGCUGGAGCCUUGAAAGAGCCUCAGCUCCCCGGCCCUAGUGCUGGACAGGAGCCCGGGAGGGGAAGGAACCGAAGCCGGGGCUGGGAGCAGAGCGAACCCAGGAGCCAGCCCCUCCAGCUGGAGCUGGGCUGGUCAUUCCAAUCCCGUGGGCCCCGAGGCCACCCCAGGACGUCUCCGAUGGGCACCGGGCAGCGAGUCCAUCCACCCAGCGCUGGGGGGAUCUACCGGGGGCUUAGCUGCCAAUGGCUGAUGCUGGCCGAAGGUCUGCGCUAAUUCUGCCCAUGCCCUCUGACCUCAGCCCCAGGAGAGCUCAAGAGCUGGGGCCGGGUCCCUGCAGAUUUCACCGAGGGCCUCACCCUUUGCCGAUAACCAGCCAUGCCCGGCCGGGCGCUCUGCCUCCUGUGCAGUUUGGUGAUGCCUGCCGCCUUCCUGUGUGCAGAUCUGCUUCCCAGGGUCACCUUCCCAAGAGGAGACGCCCGGAGGAUCCUAACCAGCUUCAGCAAGGACGGAAUCUUCAACUAUGAUACGUUCCUCUUGAGCGAAGACGAAGGCACUCUGUACGUGGGAGCUCGAGACACCCUCCUCUCGCUCCGGGUGGACAGUGCUGGGUCCAUGGAGCUGACGGGCUCAAUAGUGUGGCAACCCGUGCCUGAAAAAAAGCAGGAAUGUGUCUUUAAGAAGAAAAGCAACCUGACAGAGUGCUUCAACUUCAUCCGUGUCCUGGUGCCAGUGAACCAGACUUGCCUGUACACCUGUGGGACCUAUGCCUUCAGCCCCUACUGCUCUUACAUUAAUCUGGAGAAUUUCAGCCUGGUUUCUGCCGGCCAAGGGCAGCCUCUCCUCCAGGAUGGGAAGGGACAGUGCCCCUUCGACCCCCGCCACAAGUAUACGGCCAUCCUGGUGGAUGGUGAGCUCUACACGGGCACCAUGAACAAUUUCCAAGGAAAUGAGCCCAUAAUCUCCCGCGCCCUGGGCAACAGGACCCUGCUGAAGACCGAUGCCUUCCUCAGGUGGCUGAAUGUCGACGCAGGCUUCGUGGCCUCGGCCAACAUCCCUGGAGACGAGAAGGUCUAUUUCUUCUUCGAGGAGACGGCCGAGGAGUUUGAUUUCUUUGAGAAGCUCACGGUCUCCCGGGUGGCUCGUGUGUGCAAGAAGGACGUCGGCGGAGAGAAGGUGCUGCAGAAGAAAUGGACCACAUUCCUGAAAGCCCAGCUGACAUGCUUCCAGCCUGGACACUUCCCUUUCAACGUGAUCCAUCACUCCUUUGUCCUACCCCAGCCAGGAGGGGGCGCCGUCUUCUAUGGAGUCUUCACUUCACAAUGGCAGAUGGGAGACGCAGGCAGCACGGCAGUGUGCGCUUUCAACCUGGAGGACAUCGAAAGAGUCUUCAGCGGCAAAUACAAGGAGCUGAACAAGGAGAGCUCCCGGUGGACGACAUACAGCAAUGGGGUCCCUGAACCCCGCCCUGGCAGUUGCUCUGUGCGCCCAUCGGCAGACAAAGUCCUGACCUUCAUGAAAAACCAUUUCCUGAUGGAUGGGAAGGUUUUGCCCAGGAACAAGCAGCCGCUGCUGGUGAAGCAGAACGUGAAGUAUACGCGGAUCGCAGUCGAUCAGACCCGCAGUGUCUCGGGCACCUCCUAUGAGGUGAUGUUCCUGGGAACAGAUCAAGGGUUCCUGCACAAAGCAGUGGCUCUGGCCAGCGGUGCUCACAUCAUUGAGGAAAUCCAGCUGUUUAAGGACCCGGAACCUGUGCAGAACCUUCUGUUCUCACCUGGGAAGGGGAUCCUAUAUGUGGGGUACUCCAAGGGGGUCCUGCAGGUGCCGCUGGCCAACUGCAGCGUGUACAGGAGCUGUGCUGACUGUGUCCUUGCCCGAGACCCCUACUGCGCCUGGGACAGGCACAGCCAGUCGUGCCAGGAGACGCGAGGCACAAACAAAAACACGAGCGACUGGCUGCAGGACGUUGAGAGGGGCAGACCGGGGGCUACGUGCCAGCAGAUCAGUGGGAAAGGCAGGGCCACGCCCAGGUCUCGGGACGACUGGGGCAGCAGCUUGGUAAAAACUUUGAGCCCAGCGCUGAACUCCGUGAUCCGGCUGCCCUGCCCGCAGCUCUCCGCCCUGGCCAAUUACAACUGGAGCUACCCAGGGGCUAAGAGCCCAGCGGGGCUGACGCUGUUGGACAAUAAGACGCUGGUGAUCAUCAUGCAGCGCCAGGCGGCGGGCGAGUACACGUGCUGGGCCAGCGAGAACGGGCAUCGCCAAGCUGUGGCCCGCUAUGUGGUGCAGGACCCCACGGGAGACAGCAUCCUGAGCGAGAGCGGAGGGGACAGCAUGGUCGGGGAAGGGCCGGAGCGGGGGGCAGGCCCACAGGGCGGGCACCGCUCCUACUGGGCACAGUUUGUGACGGUGACGGUGCUGCUGUCGCUGACGCUGGCCGUAGCAAUGGCCAUGGCCGGCUUCUCCUACCACAACAGGCUCAAGGCCAAGAGCAAGGUGCAAGGAUGCAACACCCCCGAAGCCACCAAGGUGUCCAAUCAGGAGAAGGUGCCGCUGAACGGAGGCCGGAGCCCACCGCUACAAGGGCCCGUCCAGGACCCCAGGGACUGCUGUGUCCAGAUGGAGGGGCUGUACCAGGGCAUAGACGUGGACAACAACAGGUUAAACGCCAGCCUGGGGGCCGGGGAGGGCUCCUAAGGGGCAGCUCUGGAGAAAGCUUAGGCUGGCCGUGCCUGCCCCGACCCGCCUUUCGUCUCGAAAGCAGCCGCGUCGUGGUACCGAGCAGCCCUGCCAUAACAAACCAGUGUGUGUGGCUCAGCGCUUGGGAGCAACCCUACAAUAACAAACCUGUCUGCGUCCAGCCCCCAAAUUCAUAACAAACGUGAUAUCAGCUGGUGAGACCUUCCACAGGGCGCGCCCAGAAACUGCACCUGCUCCUCGUCAGCGUGCCAGCUGCUGCCGCCCGCCCAGGGGUGGGUCGCUCCACCGCUGAAGAGCAAUGGGCCCAGCCUGCCCCACUGCGCUGUCUGAGCACCACCAGCGGCCGAAUCGUGGGACGGGCGUUAAACAGAAAACAAAAUAAACCCUCCGCUUUUGGGUUUCCACAUCAAGCACGAGACGAACACGGAGCACGUCUGGGCUCUAGAUAACCAGGUUCAAAGGAGCUGGUGGGCAGAGUGGCUCUGGAGAGUGUGUGAGCCCUGCCUGGCUCGUGCCCAGCGCUGGGGAUUCCAGCAGGGAGCGACCCCGCUGUGAGAUCUGAAUGGGCCCAGUGUUGCUGUGUCUACAGAUCUAGGCUGCGUGCGUAGCUGCUGCCUCCCGGGCUGUUGCCUCCAGCGAUCGGUGGUUGGUGACGUCCCUGCACUGGCCUGGACUAGCUGGGAGCUGCCACGUCCGCUCCGCGAGAGCUGUGAACGAUGGCCAACGUGCAACAUCGCAGCUGCACGUUACCUGGCCAGCUCAGGCCUCCCCUGUGUGGGAUGCUCUUGGCGCCAGUCAGUGGCCGGGUGUAGCUCUGCCGGGGCCCAAUCCGGCUCCUCGCGGAUCUGAAUAUGGGGUCUAAUGUUCUGCCUUUGAGUGCAGGGUCAGCAGUUCAAAUCCAGCCCCGCUGGCAAUGAUCAGAUAGCUGAUCCUCGUUGGCCUGCGUGCAAUGAGCAGCUGGGCUCCCAGUCUGGUCCCUGCUAGGCCAGAGGUCUGGAUCAGAACAGCCAUUGCUAACUGGCCCCCUCAGCGGGGACACCGGAGAUGGCCCACAUCACGGAGACUGCGCUCUGCUCUGGGGGGGUGGCCUUCCAUCAGAGGGCAUUGUACUGUCACUCCCUGCUGUGUGUGGGCAGAGGGCUUUAGGGCCUGAUUCUCAUUUACACAACAGCCUCUUUACACCACUCUGGUCUGGUAACGGGGGCAUAAAUUAGCCACACCCCCUCUGCACUGCCGGAGUGGUACAAGGGGCCUUUUAGUGUAAGUGAGAACCAGGCUGAGUCCCUGGAGUUUUGGAGCCAACAGCCUGAAAAAUCGGCUUGGGGGGGUGGGGGAGGGGAGUUGCCAAGGGGCUUUGGGGAUGGGGAGGAGGCGGAGGUUGUGACCGAAUGUGAAGUUGUUGGUUUUUUAAUUUAAUGUUUUUAGAUUUAAGUUAAGCUUUUCCCGGUAGCAGCGAUCGAACCCCUUGUUUCACCACUUCCGUGGGAGGAACGCGGCUACCGAAACCAGCUCCGGGCCCGUAGCCACACUGACAAUGCCCAGUGACUGGGUUCGUAGCCUCGGCGCCAGGAGCGCAAACAUGGUGCGUUUUUUUGCACAAACCACUUGGUUGCACCCGGAGUUAAACGCAGCCAGGCCAGUGGAUUUCCCCGGGAAAGGCCUCGGAUUGCUCCCUCUCAAACGGGAUCGGGUUGCUCGUUUCUAAAAACCCUUCUUCAACCGCAUCAGUAUUAUUUUGUGAUGGAUAAAUUAACCCCUGCAUUGCUGGUCUGCUGCAGCUCUGACACUGCUAUUAUGCUUCAGUGAAAUCAGUGCAACACGGGAUGGGUUCACUUGUUACAUUUUCCAGCAGAGCAGGCGGGUUCUACCGGGAUAUCCAUGAAAAAUCCAGGCUUCUUUCUCGGUUACGCUCACACCCAUUAACCCUGCUCUGGGCAAGACUGGCUUCUAAGGCUCUGGGAGCCUGAUUCCCUUUUACAUCCUGGUCCUUUUACCCCGCUCUGGCAGGGUAGAUGAGAACCAGGCCUUGGAGAUUUCAGACACUGGGGCAGUUGCACGGUUGGCUUCCAGUGGCAAUGCCUGCGGGCCAUGAGGGUUGCAACAUAUCAGCGCAACUACGCUGAUGCUUGUCACCGGGGCAGAUCCUCAGCUUAUUGUACAAUAGCCACCCGAUCUGAGGUAAGAGCAUUGUCUGUGCUCUGUGACAGACCCAACGCCCUUACAAAAAAACACCCAAGCAAAACUCUUCCCUGGAACCUUUCCCUCUUUGAUUCAGGUCACUGGCUAAAAAUGAGGGUAUCUACCUGGAGAUCGCUAUGUGACCCUGAAAUCCUGCCGGAGACAAGGCCAGGGAGUUGUUACCAUGAUGCGGCUAGUCAAAGUGAACUCCAGGAGGGGCAGGGUUCAUUUGAACAAGCCACACUGAGGUAAAAGCUACCUGGGCCUGGUCUGCAUGUGGAUUUGAUGCUGAGGUACACAUGCCUUUCUGCAGUGCCUGUGUGUGCAACCUCCUGCUCUCAUUCCUGUGCCGGCUGCUGCUCUGUAACAAUGACUAGAUUCUUCAGUCAAGUGCCUGAGCUUUUACAGGCGGGACAAAGCCCAUUCUGUCUGUCUGUGUCGCUGAGCACCAGGGUCUGUGCCAUGUUGUCCAUACUGCAGUUAGAGUGACCAGACAGCAAGUGUGAAAAAUUGGGACGGGGGUGGGGGAUAAUAGGAGCCUAUAUAAGAAAAAGACCCAAAAAUCGGGCCAUCUGGUCACCCUAACUGCAAUGCCAAGCACAGCGUUCAGGCCUGAUCCUCCGCUGGUGUCAAUUAGCACAGCACCUUGGGCUGAUCUAUAUCCACUGGGGAUCUGGCACUAUUAACUUCAGUGGAGCUGAGCCAGUUUACACCCGCGUGGGAUCUGGCCCCAUUAACUUCAGUGGAGCAGGGCCACAUUACACCUGCUGGGGAUC